CGCAAAUAUAUAUAUAUAUAUAUCAUUAUCCAAAACAUAUAUAUGAAAUAUAUAUAUACAGUACAAAGUCUCUACACCCUCCACCGUCUUCCCCCUUUUCAUCAUUAUUACUAGUACUUACAUUCUCCCUUUUUUUUUUACCCAUAACAACUUCCCCUCAUACUCUUAAGAAAAAACCACCAGACAGAAGAAGGGAGGGGAUAUUAAAAAAAAAAGAAAUUGAAGGAAAGAGACGAGGAAGAAUGCCCAAGUCCAAGAAAGGCGGGGGCCCAUCCCCAGCAGGCCAGCAACAGCAACAACAACAACAACAUUCAAAAAAGCAUCGCAAAAUGUCAUCGUUUGCUAAGCUUUCGACUACCACCCCGACGAACUCUGCAAAGCCUAAAGCCGACCACCCCGGCUCGGGUAGUGCUAAAAACAGCAGCAAUGAUCGGAAUAUGAAGAAAUCACAGCAGCAACAGCAACAGGUCCAGAGGAACCAGCGGCCUAUUGUGCCCUUUGGAAGGAAGGAUCGGAUUUUGUUGGUUGGUGAAGGCGACUUCUCCUUUGCUCGCUCAUUAGUCCUCCAGCACCGUUGCAAGAAUGUCAUGGCUACCUGCUAUGAUUCCAAAGAUACGCUCCACAGCAAAUACCCCCAAGCGGAAAACAACAUUCACGACAUACAGUAUGCAUUUUCCAAGGCGACGACGGGGGAGCAUGCUUCGGACAGUAAGGAGAACUCAUCCAAUGGAGGCGGCACAAGCAUUGUUGGAACCAACGCACAAGGGCUCCUUGAAGACCAGGCGCAACGUCGUGGACCCAAAGUCAUUUACUCAGUUGACGCCCGAAAACUUGGUCUUCCUGCGGGUGGCGGUAAAGAAAUCCGGACGGGCUUUCCACGACAGGAGCGAAAACGCCCGGCCUGGAAAGAAGCAAAGAGCAGCACGCCGUCUGCACCACAAGGUGGGCCGUGGGAUGUGAUUUGCUUUAACUUUCCCCAUGUCGGCGGUAUCUCCACCGACGUCAAUCGGCAGGUGCGAGCCAACCAGGAACUCUUGGUGGCUUUCUUCAAAGCGUGCGUGCCUUUGUUGUCUCAUCAACCCGAGCCUGUAGAUAGUGACGAUGAAGACGACUGGGACAACUGGGAGGACUCUGACGUUGAGGCAAGCGGGGGUGAAAACGAACAUGAUGGCAGCGAAGACGGCAACCAACUGCGAACAGCCAAUACUACCGGGCAGGCGACAUGCCAAAACAGAGUGGAACCAGGUCAGAUUCUAGUGUCGAUGUUUGAGGGUGAGCCUUACACCCUCUGGAAUAUUAAAGACCUUGCAAGGCAUGCUGGCCUGCGAGUGGUCACCAGUUUUCGAUUCCCGUGGGCCUCUUAUAAGGAAUAUUCCCAUGCGCGGACACUGGGCGACAUUGAAGGAAAGGAUGGUGGAAGAGGCGGCUGGAGGGGGGAAGAUAGGGACGCGAGAAUGUACGUCUUUGAGGUUAAACAGGAAGACCAUCCAGUGAAACGGAGGAACGCCCCAUCUUCUAAAGCUGGACAGAGUGCGAAAAAGAAGAGGCCGAGAGAUGCAUCCGACAGUGACGACAGCGAAUAAGAAAUGCCUGUGCAAAUACUCGUUGCAGACAAAGAUUCCACUGUCCGUUUCAACCCAGAAGAAUGAGAUAAGGAGUAGGGCCAGUUGCAGCUGUACAUAGCCUUGGUAUGCGUUCCUUGUUUACAUGAUGUAGACUUUCUUC
Molecule: messenger RNA, 1725 nt
Organism: Aspergillus vadensis CBS 113365
Lineage: Eukaryota; Fungi; Ascomycota; Eurotiomycetes; Eurotiales; Aspergillaceae
Product: 25S rRNA (uracil2634-N3)-methyltransferase
Exons: 2
Coding region: 243-1583 (446 amino acids)
Biological process (GO): rRNA base methylation
Cellular component (GO): cytoplasm
Molecular function (GO): rRNA (uridine-N3-)-methyltransferase activity
Source: RefSeq, a predicted model, not a curated record